Molecule: messenger RNA, 1605 nt
Organism: Ipomoea triloba (trilobed morning glory)
Lineage: Eukaryota; Viridiplantae; Streptophyta; Magnoliopsida; Solanales; Convolvulaceae
Product: GATA transcription factor 24-like
Exons: 10
Coding region: 205-1263 (352 amino acids)
Biological process (GO): regulation of DNA-templated transcription
Molecular function (GO): sequence-specific DNA binding; zinc ion binding; protein binding
Source: RefSeq, a predicted model, not a curated record
CUUUGGAGUUUGGAUAUAAUCGCAUUUGUUCAUUGAGUCGCUGUCUCCUUCUAUCCUCACUCUCGAACUCGCCUAUGAAAUCCUGAAUUUAAUCUUAAAAGGAAUUUAAUAAUAUAGGAAAACAGGAUUACUUCGAAUUCAAGCUGCAGUUGGAUUUAGUUGCAUGAAGAAUAAGUUGAUGAUUGGAACUUGAAAGUUUGGUUGAUGGCGGCGAAUCCCCAACCACUGCAGGCGAUUCCGGUCGGCGAUCACGCGCCUCCGGCCGUAAGUUUAGAUGACGUGGAUGACGAUAACGGCACGUACGAAGAGGAUACUAUGGAUGAGGAGGAGUACAGUCGAGUAAACUCUAAGAAGCACCGCGCCGGCUCUUUGACUGAACGCCUGAAAGGCGGAGUUGUGGUGGCGUCGAGGACUAGUGAACUAACUCUUGCUUUUGAAGGUGAAGUCUAUGUUUUCCCUGCCGUCACUCCCGAGAAGGUUCAAGCAGUGCUCUUGCUUUUGGGGGGACCUGAUAUUCCUACUGCUGUGCCCACUGUUGAUGUUCCUUUGAAUAGCAAGGUUGAGGAUGAUACGCCAAAGCACCCCAAUCUUUCAAGAAGAAUAGCCUCUCUGGUUAGGUUCCGUGAGAAGAGGAAGGAGAGAUGUUAUGAUAAGAAAAUUAGAUACACUGUCCGGAAGGAGGUUGCUCAAAGGAUGCACCGGAAGAAUGGUCAAUUUGCAUCAUUGAAGGGAGGUUCAGGGUCAUCCAGUUGGGAUCCAUCGAACUGUGUCCUUGAAGAUGGUACACCGCAAUCAGAAACUGUUCCUCGUAGAUGUCACCAUUGUGGUGUUAGUGAGAAUUGUACUCCAGCAAUGCGUCGCGGGCCUGAUGGACCAAGAACACUUUGUAAUGCAUGCGGGCUAAAGUGGGCAAACAAGGGAACAUUGAGAGAUUUAAGCAAGGGAGGGAGGAUCAUUUCUCUGGAUCACAGAGAGCUGGAUACACCAACUGAUAUCAAGCCUUCUGUCCUUCAAAAUGAGAGCUUCCCUCAGAAUCAGGAUGAACUUGGAACUCCUGGAGAUCAUUUGAAAACUGCAACUCUAGGAACUCAAGAUCAUUCAGAUAAUCAUAAUGAGAAUUUGCCUGGAAAUGGCAAGGAUCGUGCUAACAAGAUUCCUGAUGUUAUUGUCCGAUCUCCAGGCCACAUUGAUGUGCAGGAAACACUAGUUGACUUUGGAAAUGGUUCUGAAACAGAGAUGGAUAUUCCUGCAAACUUUGAAUAGUAUGCCCAGUCCCCAAACUGGCAUAUUACCCAAAUUUAUUUUUAUAAAUUCUCUAACUUCUUUGUGGAAUGCAGAGGUUGGAUAUAUAUAUGAUUCUGUCAGCAGCUUGACUGUAUAUAGUUGUUGGGUUGACUUGUAACAUAUGCUAGAGUGCAUAGAAGGCAAUUUAUACUAACCACCCUUACAAGUUGUAAUAUGGGAAAAAAUGGGUGUUUAUAUUUGACUAUUUGAGUGCUGAGAUGACAUUUAUAAUUAUGGGGUAUACGGAUGUAUGAAGGGUGUCGUGGAUAAAUCAAACAAUCCCACUCAGUUUAUGUACAUAGAAAGUGUUGGUUGUGAGUA